Messenger RNA from Helobdella robusta, 324 nucleotides. RefSeq lists its product as hypothetical. The record is from RefSeq and is a predicted model, not a curated record. The transcript is spliced from 3 exons. Bases 1 to 324 code for a protein of 107 amino acids. Lineage: Eukaryota; Metazoa; Annelida; Clitellata; Rhynchobdellida; Glossiphoniidae.
AUGUCCAUAGUCCAUGGAGCAAGAAAUUGUACUAAAAUAGAAGAGGACAACAAUGCCGAUGAAGAAACAUCGGCAAAGCAGCAUCAGAGCAGGGCAGACAUAUCAGCCAGCCAUCCAGCCAGGCUGUUCAAGUAUGUUUGUGGGGGCCAGUUCAAUUCUUUUGUAUCAGACAGGUUUGUCGCCAGCCGCAUUCCUGUCUACACAAAUACAGGCUGGAGGCAUUUAGUUAAGCCCUGGUCGUGGAAGGGGCUUCAAAUGCAACAAAGCUAUACACAAAGACCAGGAUUACUCAGAGGGCAACAAAUGCAAGCCUUCUCAUCAUGA